This is a messenger RNA of Ctenopharyngodon idella (grass carp), 2739 nucleotides long. RefSeq names its product katanin p80 (WD repeat containing) subunit B 1 (gene katnb1). The record is from RefSeq and is a predicted model, not a curated record. Gene Ontology annotation, molecular function: microtubule binding. Lineage: Eukaryota; Metazoa; Chordata; Actinopteri; Cypriniformes; Xenocyprididae. Gene Ontology annotation, cellular component: katanin complex. The coding region runs from base 277 to 2436 and encodes 719 amino acids. The transcript has 20 exons. Gene Ontology annotation, biological process: microtubule severing; microtubule depolymerization.
GGAACUGUUGCUAAGCUACAGAUAGUUAGCAACCAAUCAGAAACAACAUGACAACAGCAAAAUUUAAGCGUGUAAAGUAGGUCGAUGUUUGUUGGUCGAGUGUGUUAUCAACUUUCGUCAUAUAAAUACAUGCCAACGUUUCGUGGACUUUAAGAGCAGCAGAACAGAUAAGACAAUGAGAUGGACAGAGAAGAUAAACUAAUAUCGUUGAGUCCCUAACAUUUAUGUGUUGGUGAAAUGAGCAGAGUGAGUUGACUCAAUCGCACGAUCAUCACGAUGGCUCUCACCAACACCACUAUAAUAGCAUGGAAACUGCAGGAGAUUGUGGCUCACUCCAGCAAUGUGUCUUCACUGGUGUUGGGGAAAUCAUCUGGUCGUCUACUGGCCACUGGCGGCGAAGACUGCAGAGUCAAUAUCUGGGCUGUCAGCAAACCAAACUGCAUUAUGAGUCUGACGGGCCACACCAGCCCUGUGGAGUGUAUCCAGUUCAACGGUUCUGAAGAGCGUGUGGUGGCUGGUUCUCAGUCCGGCUCUCUCCGGCUUUGGGAUUUGGAGGCUGCUAAAAUUCUGCGCACUUUGAUGGGGCACAAGGCCAGUAUCUGCAGUCUGGACUUUCACCCCAUGGGAGAAUACCUGGCAUCUGGCUCUGUGGAUAGCAAUAUUAAGUUGUGGGAUGUGAGAAGGAAAGGAUGUGUGUUCAGAUACAAGGGUCACACUCAGGCUGUACGCUGUCUAGCCUUCAGUCCUGAUGGGAAAUGGCUUGCUUCAGCUAGUGAUGACAGCACAGUAAAGCUGUGGGAUCUCAUAGCAGGCAAGAUGAUCACUGAAUUCACAUCGCACACAUCAGCAGUCAAUGUUGUGCAAUUCCACCCCAAUGAGUACCUGCUCGCCUCUGGGAGUGCAGAUCGGACUGUUAAGCUGUGGGACCUGGAAAAAUUCAACAUGAUUGGCUCGUCAGAGGGCGAGACGGGAGUUGUGAGAAGUAUAUUGUUUAAUCCUGAUGGUGGCUGCUUGUACAGCGGCUCAGAGAACACACUACGAGUGUAUGGCUGGGAGCCUGACCGCUGCUUUGAUGUAGUCCAUGUAGGCUGGGGCAAAGUGUCUGACCUGGCCAUCAGCAACAACCAAAUGAUUGCGGUGUCAUACAGUCAAACUAAUGUGAGCUGGUAUGUUGUGGAUCUCAACCGAGUGAAGAAGUCAGGAUCUGUGAUUCAAGGGUUGAUUCAGGACAAGCCGAUCCCAGCUCCCACAUCUGCACUUGGAACAACACUACGGCGGAAUUACGAGCGGCCCACUACAUCUUGCACGGGACAGGAGAUGAAGCAGAGUUCAGAGGCUGAUCGCCGGAGUCCAGAAGGAGAGCGGAGGAGUCCCAGCAGUGAGGAUGAGAAAGAAGACAAAGAAAGCAGUGCAGAAAUCACCAACCCAGAAGAUUAUAAAGAGAUCUUUCAGCCCCGCAGUGUCAUUUCGCGAACGCCACCUAAAAGUACCGAACCUUUCCCAGCACCGCUAGAGCACUCUUUCUCAGAGAGUGUGCUGGAAAAACCUAGCCCAGCGGUUAAGAUUGUAACUCCAGUAAUAGACAGGGCAGGACAGUUGAAAGGUCCUAUUACCACCUCUACUCCAGUACAAAGAGUGGAACCGACUGUGAUCGCUGCUGCUCCCCGUCCAGUUGCUGUGGUGACCACAUCAGUGACCUCUCCUUCUCGUCCUGUGGUUACUACUACCAAACCUAAACCCUCUACCGGGAUCAUUCUCUCAACACGCAACGAGCCAAUUGGCCUCAAUGUAGGGAACUUCCUUUCUUCCCUCAGCUCACCAUCGGUGUCACCAAACUGCUCUCUCAAAUGUUCGUACGCAUGGGUCAGAGUUUGCUUACAGCAUGCACGAAAUGCUAAAGCCAGCGUGAUGGGAGAUGAAGAGGCGUUAGCGCAGAUCAGGAAAGGGCAUGACACCAUGUGCGUAAUGCUGACCAGUCGAUAUAAAAACCUGGACACGGUACGCUCCGUCUGGGCUAGUGGGGAUGUCAAGACUUCCCUGGAUUCAGCUGUGUCUAUGAAUGAUCUGUCUAUUGUAGUGGACAUCCUUAACAUAAUCAACCUAAAACCAUCACUGUGGAAAUUGGACCUCUGUACAUCCAUCUUGCCACAGAUUGAGGAACUGCUGCAGAGCAAGUAUGAAAGUUAUGUGCAGACUGGUUGUAUGUCUUUGAAGCUGAUUCUGAAACGUUUUUGGCCGUUAAUCUCGGACACACUGACUGCUCCUCCAUCUGUAGGGGUGGACAUUACUCGAGAGGAGAGGCAUCGGAAAUGUAAAGCGUGCUAUAAGCAAUUGAAAAAUCUCAGUAAUGUAGUGAAGAACCGGGCGGAGCAGGUUGGUCGUCAUGGCAGCACUUUCAAAGAGCUACAACUACUUAUGGCCCCAUUGGACUACUGACACUGAUAUACACUCACAGAGACACACACACACGCCGAGAGAAACACUCCUCAAUCUCCAAACACAAAGCUCAGUCAGAAAGAGUCAACAACGGGAAAAGUACCAUGACUGAGCUCCGUGACUGAACAAUUCACUUACGCGUGUGUGUGUGUGCGCUCAAACAAGCACACUUUUGGAGUGAAGUAUUUAUAGAGGCUUUUGGUGGAUCAUUUUUUUUUUUUUUUUAACUAAUGCACAAGUUGUUUUUCUAAACACUGUCAAUAAUAAAGAUGAACUUUCAUAUGAAAGAGAUUCCCAAAAAUA